AUGCAGCUGCCCGAAGACUUUUCGAAGGUGCUCGAGAAGCUCCACUGCACAGAGACGCAUAUUGCCGACCCGAAAACAACAUGGCCGCGUCCGGAGGCCCCAAAGCUCGAUACAAAAAGAACCAAGCUCAUGUUUCAGCAGAUGGAGAUUGACGAGGAGUUUGUACCCAGCCAGAAUGCUGUUGUUGCGCGCUUGUUUGGAGUCACCGACGAAGGCCACUCUGUGGUCUGCUUUGUGCAGGGGUUCUAUCCGUACUUCUACUGUCCAGCGCCCAAUGGCUUCAAGGAGGAGAACAUACCUGAGGUGAUUGCCGAGCUCAACCGCUUGGCGCAGCAGAAUGGCCCGGGUGGCGGCGGCAAUUCAAAUGGCCUGGGCGCCAUUGUGAACAUUGAGAUGUGUAUGAAGGAGCCGCUUUUUGGGUUUCACGAUAACGUCAAGGCGCCCUUUUUCAAAAUAAUUGUGCGCAACCCCAAGCUGGUCAGGCCGAUGAGCCAGGUUGUCAAGCGUGGAUUCAACGUGCAUGGCGUUGGGCAGUACGCUGGCAUGCCGUACGAGAGCAAUCUCGAAUAUACCAUCCGCUUCAUGGUCGACACCGACAUUGUGGGCGCCAGCUGGGUUGAACUGCCUGCUGGCAAAUACUCUGUUCGCUCACACAACACGACAUUUUGCCAGUACGAAGUUGACAUCCACUAUAAGGACCUUAUAUCUCAUGAGCCUGUCGGCGAAUGGUCAAAGACAGCGCCGCUGCGCAUCCUCAGCGUGGAUAUCGAGUGCGCCGGGCGGGCGGGGAUCUUCCCCGAAGCCAAGCUCGACCCGGUCAUCCAGAUCGCCAGCGUGGUCACUCUCCAGGGCCAGAAGCAUCCAUUCAUCCGUAAUGUGCUCACACUAGAUACAUGCGCGCCGAUCCCGGGCGUCCACAUCAUGAGCUUCCAGAACGAGGCCGAUAUGCUUGUGCAAUGGGCACAGUUCGUGCAGACCUGCGAUCCAGACAUUGUGAUUGGCUAUAACACGACCGACUUUGAUCUGCCGUACCUCCUUGACCGUGCAGAGGCGCUCAAGGCUAACAGUUUCCCGUUCCUCGGGCGGAUGCGGGACGUGUCGACCAAAGUCGGCUCAUCACACUUUUCGAGCAAGGCGUUUGGGUCGCGCGACUCAAAGUCUAUCAACUUGGAGGGCCGCGUCCAGUUUGAUGUGCUAGCGGCCAUGCGUCGCGAGUACAAGCUGCGUUCAUUUUCGCUGAACGCGGUGUCGGCCAAGUUCCUGGGAGAGCAGAAGGAGGACGUGCCGUACUCGAUCAUUACUGACCUUCAGAACGAGAGCCCCGAGACGCGCAGGCGGCUGGCUGUCUACUGUUUGAAGGAUGCGUUUUUGCCGCAGCGCCUGGUGGACAAGCUCAUGUUCCUGGUCAACUCGAUGGAGAUGGCGCGUGUGACGGGCGUUCCCUUUAACUAUCUGAUUACGCGCGGCCAGCAGAUCAAGGUUGUCAGUCAGCUGUUCCGCCACUCGUCGCGCCAAGAUCUGGUAGUUCCAGUCAUCGAGUCCCAGGGCAGCAGCGACCAGUACGAGGGAGCGACUGUCAUUGAGCCCAAGCGCGGCUAUUAUGACACCCCCAUUGCUACUCUCGAUUUUGCCUCGCUGUAUCCGUCGAUCAUGAUGGCCCACAAUCUCUGCUACACGACUCUGCUCAACCGCCAGACGAUCGAGCGGCUGGGGCUCGUUAAAGAUGUCGACUAUGUCAUGACGCCCACGAACGACUGCUUUGUCAAGUCCACCAAGCGUGUCGGCCUGUUGCCUCAUAUUCUCAAAGAAUUGUUGUCGGCGCGCAAGCAGGCCAAAAACGAGAUGAAGAACGAGACCGACCCAUUCAAGAUCCAGGUGCUCAAUGGUCGCCAGCUGGCCCUCAAGAUCAGCGCUAACUCGGUGUAUGGCUUUACUGGCGCCCUCAACGGACGCCUGCCUUGUUUGCAGAUCUCGGCCUCGGUGACUGCAUUUGGACGCGACAUGAUUCACGAGACAGUCAGUGAGGUCCAGAAGGAGUACACUGUCGCGAACGGCUACGAACAUGACGCUGACGUCAUUUACGGUGAUACCGAUUCAGUCAUGGUCAAAUUCGGCGCCAGCACGCUUGAGGAGACCAUGCGGCUCGGCCGAGAGGCAGCGGCCUAUGUCACAUCAAAGUUUGUCAACCCGAUCAAGCUCGAGUUUGAAAAGGUGUACUUUCCCUACCUACUGAUCAACAAGAAGCGGUAUGCCGGACUGUACUGGACUAAGCCCGAAAAGUACGACAAGCUCGACACAAAGGGCCUGGAGACCGUGCGCCGCGACAACUGCCAGCUGGUCCCGCUGGUUCUCGACACAUGCCUGAAGAUGAUGUUGAUCGACCACAACGUUGACGGUGCUGUCGAGUAUGCGAAGAGCGUCAUCGCGGACCUUUUGCAAAACAAGAUUGAUCUCUCGAUGCUGGUCAUUACCAAGCAGCUGUCCAAGACCGACUACGCUGGCAAGCAGGCGCAUGUGGAGCUCGCAGAGCGCAUGCGCAAGCGCGACGCCGGAUCCGCACCGCAGCUCGGCGACCGAGUGCCCUACGUCAUCAUCAAGGGCACAAAGAACGCCAAGGCCUACGAGAAGGCUGAGGAUCCGAUCUACGUUCUGGACAACAAUCUCCCCAUCGAUACUAACCACUACGUCGAGCACCAGCUGACCAACCCACUAACGCGCAUCUUCGAGCCUGUUCUCGGGAGCAAGGUCACUACGCUGUUCAAGGGCCAGCACACCCGGACGAUCCAUGUGGCUGCGCCCACCUCGGGAGCAAUGGCGCGGUUUAUGCUUAAAACCACUACAUGCCUGUCGUGCAAGACACCGCUGAAGGGAGAGUACCAGCACAGGGCCGUGUGCAAGCACUGCGAGUCCAAGCUUCCCGAGAUUUACAUGCGCAACAUGGAUGUUAUGCGGGAGCUCGAGGUUCGCUAUGCGCGGUUAUGGACGGAGUGCCAGCGGUGCCAGGGCUCGAUCAACCGCGAGGUUGUGUGCACUAACCGCGAUUGCCCGAUCAUUUACAUGCGCAAGAAGAGCCAGAAGGAUGCCGAAGAGCACGCAAAGGUGAUGGAGCGCUUUGACUACACGUGGUGA
Messenger RNA from Kickxella alabastrina, 3129 nucleotides. Its product is annotated as delta DNA polymerase. Gene Ontology annotation, cellular component: delta DNA polymerase complex. NCBI's taxonomy places the organism in Eukaryota, Fungi, Kickxellomycota, Kickxellomycetes, Kickxellales, Kickxellaceae. Gene Ontology annotation, biological process: DNA-templated DNA replication; nucleotide-excision repair, DNA gap filling; DNA replication proofreading. Gene Ontology annotation, molecular function: nucleotide binding; DNA binding; 3'-5'-DNA exonuclease activity. Bases 1 to 3129 code for a protein of 1042 amino acids. The transcript has a single exon. The record is from RefSeq and is a predicted model, not a curated record.